AUAUUUUCUUCCUCCUCCUUGAAAACUCAUUAAUGGUUACUAAAGGCCAAGGCUUUUGUUUUGAGAAAAACUGCCUUUUUUCUUUUCUUUUCCUUUCUUAAUGGCUUUGCUUUGCUUUCACUGAACAAAUCUUCGACCAUCUGGGGGGUAACUGUAAUAAUGUCUUCUGAGAGACUUUGAAGCUAACUAUAGUUUUUGUGUGUGCCGCUUCCUCUUUUUCUUCUUCCAUCACGUUUGGCUUGGGGUUUUCUGUAUCCCUCUGUCCUUUUUCAUUCUCAGGCGCUGAGUGUUCAUGUGGUGUAGGAUAUAGGGGGUUGGAUUAUGAGCCCUGGUAUUUGGUCCUUUUCCUUAUUCAAGAUUGUCUGGAUCCGUCGCUUCCUAUUGGCCUUGCUAAUUUACGGGACAGCUCCGUGGGGAACGCUGUGAAGCUCCAAAUUCUGUUUGCAACUACUCAGACUGACGGCUGCUUUGACAUAUUCACAGUAUCAUCGUUUGAACGGAGAAAAAGACACUUGGUUCUGUUGUAAUUAUUGUCGCCUUAAGCCGAGCUUCAGGACACUUCCUGAAUGGGAACUGAUCGUGGUGAAGUAGUGGAGCCACUACCAAAUGUCCGCUCCUUUAAGGUCCAUCGAAAAAUGUGCAUAGAGCUAAUGAAAUUAGUUGAUAGAAUCUCUAGGAUAUUCCCAGAUAUUGAGGCAGCACGUCCUCGAUGCUCAUCAGGAAUACAAUCUCUGUGCUUGCUAAACAGUGCAGUUGACAAAGCCAAACUUCUCCUGCAGCAUUGCUGCGAGUCUAGCAAACUCUACCUGGCGGUGACGGGAGAUACUGUGCUCUCAAGAUUCCUAAAGGCAAGAAAAUCAUUGGAGCAAAGCUUAGGUCAAGUUCAGAGCAUUGUUCCAGUUAUGUUGGCUGCGGAGAUUUCUCAAAUAAUUGAUAAUCUUGCAUGCAUGACUAUUGUACUGGAUUCAGCUGAAGAAGAGGCUGGGAGGGUUGUAAAGGAAUUACUUCAGCAAGGUGCUUCAACCGCAGACUCUGUUGAAAAUUCUGAGAUUAAAGCUCUUCAGUUUGCGGCCGCAAGACUUAAUAUCUCAUCCCCGAAGGCCAUCUUAAUAGAGAAACGAUCUAUUAAGAAGUUGUUAGAUAAAGUUGGGCCAAAUGAUCAGACAAAAAAGACGAUCUUGAGAUAUCUCUUGUAUCUGUUGAAGAAGUAUGGAAAGUAUAUCACAGGAGAACAGAUGGAAAUGAUCUAUCCUUAUAGUGAAGGAUCGAUUGUACCUGAGAACUGCAGUCAUCAUUCUCGACAUAUCCAUAAUAUUGAAUCAGAAAGAUGCCUUAAUCAUGAUCAGUAUGAAACUCGCAACAGUGAGAUGGGUAGAGUAGAACCGCCCGAGGAAUACAAAUGUCCAAUAUCUUCAAGAUUAAUGUAUGAUCCUGUUGUUAUUGCUUCUGGAGCAACAUAUGAAAGAAUGUGGAUACAAAAGUGGUUUGACGAGGGCAAUGAUACAUGUCCAAAAACCGAGAAGAGACUGGCCCAUAUGUCAUUGACUCCAAACACUGUUAUGAAGGACUUAAUAUCCAAGUGGUGCAGAAAUAAUGGAGUUAUACUUGCUGAACCACAACAGCAAGCAAAAGAAUUUCACUCAUGGGAGGUUUCUUCAAUUUCCAUUAGGAGUUUUGGCAGUUCCAUGGAUGAUCUGCACUUACCAGUAGAUCUUAGCAACAUGUCACUUGGAUCAUUAGAUUAUAGUCAAGGUUCUGAUUCCUCACAUGCUCGGAACUCUAACGACUUAAAUUUGAUGUCGAAGAAGGUCAAUGACAAUUCUUGGAGUCAUCAACUUAAUGUGCAUGUGCAUGACACUGAUCUGAUAAUUUUGUCUGAAUCCCAUGGCCUUGAAUGGGAUUCUCAAUGCCAGGCCAUUGAAGAUCUGAAAGAUCGUUUGAAAUGCAAUUGCCAAAGUUCUUGUUCUGUGUCUUCUGAACGUUUUAUUGAAUUUCUCAACAGAUUUUUGAGCAGUGCAUAUGAACGUCAAGAUGUGAAAGCUCUUAGAACUGGAACUCAGUUGUUAAUGGAAUUUGUGAAUAACUGCGGAAAGGAUCUAUCUUAUUUAAGAGAAGGUACAUUUGGCAUGUUGGGAAGUUUCCUUGAUUUAGAAGUGAUAGGUGAAGCUCUUUCUAUAAUGGAAAAACUAUCUGCAAGUCAGCACAGCAAAGCUACAAGUGCAACGUCCAGUGUGCUCACUUCCAUCUUAAAGAUCCUGGACUCUGACAGCAGAGGGUUCCAAGAACAAGCUAUCAGAAUAUUGUAUAAUUUGUCUUUCAACAGUGAAAAUUGCUCCCCCAUGGCAUCUCUCGGGUGCAUCCCAAAAUUGCUGCCCUUUUUCAAGGACCAGGCCUUUUUGAGAUUCUGUAUAUGUACACUGAAAAACCUUUGUGAUAUUGAGGUGGGCAGGGUUUCUGUUGCGGGAACUAAUGGAUGCAUAUCAUCAGUUGCUGAGAUACUUGACACUGGUAGUGCUGAGGAACAGGAGCAUGCACUUUCUGUUUUACUCUCUUUGUGCUCUCAACGUGAAGAUUAUUGUCAGGUGGUCAUGUAUGAGGGUGUUAUCCCUUCCCUUGUCACUAUCUCCAUCAAUGGAAGUGAGAAUGGAAAGGUGAGUGCAUUGGAAUUGCUCCGUCUCCUGGGGGAUGUUCAAUAUGAAGAAGAGUCCAUGAGACCAAGAUGUGACACUCAAGAUUCUAACUAUCAUUCUCAAGAAAAGAAAUCGUCAAAGACCUCUGGAUUGCUGAAGAAACUAUCACCAUUCUCAAAAAGCAAGAGAUGAAGCUGAAUUCGCAGUUCAUUGGGUUAGUGAACGCACUUUGUCUUGCUGGAUAGCCGAUGGGCUUGUUUAGAUGAAGCCUUCAUCUUUGUAAAUGGGUAGAUCGAUCUUGGCCUCUGCCUCUUAUUAUUUAUUAAUAUCUUGCAGCAAUUAGUAGCCCUAAUUCAAACAACGGGUCUGCUUGGGGAUUUUUGUAGAGUAGCUGCACGCUGUAUGAUAAUGUAUAGUUCCGUAGUAAUAUAGUGUUGAUCAUGCAUGAUGCAUUCUUUUAGCAUGUUAGGUUAGGAGGGUUUUGUAAAAACAGUUAGGGUUAUCUGUUCUCCAGAGGAACAUAAUGGAGAUUACUUUUUUAAUUUCUCUAUCUCCCUGUCUCCCCACUCCUUCUCUAGCCUUUUUGAAUAAUUGUAUAUAUAGUGAACACGCCUAUAUUGGAGUGCUGAUUGCAAAAGAGACAUCAAAUGGUGUUGCAGGGCUUUUGAU
Messenger RNA from Neltuma alba, 3299 nucleotides. Its product is annotated as U-box domain-containing protein 5. Gene Ontology annotation, biological process: protein ubiquitination. The record is from RefSeq and is a predicted model, not a curated record. The transcript has 6 exons. Bases 567 to 2822 code for a protein of 751 amino acids. NCBI's taxonomy places the organism in Eukaryota, Viridiplantae, Streptophyta, Magnoliopsida, Fabales, Fabaceae. Gene Ontology annotation, molecular function: ubiquitin-protein transferase activity; protein binding.